GCACUUCAACGACAACCGACACCAGCGACCAAUUCACGACUGCGCCCGACCGCUACGCAAUGCAAACACUACAACUGUGAUUGAAACCCGUGGAUGAGCCAUCAAAAUGGCCCCGCCAAAGCCCAUCCCGUCUAAAUUGGUGAUCAACACCCUACGGGGUGUGGUCUUCACCACCUCCUGCUCCGUUAUCCUGUUGGCCGAGGAGCGAAGGCGCCGAAUCAAGAUUGCCCGAGCCGCCGUGGAGAAUGCAAGAAAGCUGCACACAGCAAAGGUCAACCGCGGAGCGAUUGCUCUGGGCGACGGAUACGUUGGCUGGGACGGGCGUCUGAUUGACCCGAGCGACGAGAUUCUUGCUACCAUGCCCAUUCGGACAUCGAGGCGGCACCGCACUUCAAAUGGACAAUCAUUAGCAGAUACAGGCUCUGUGAAAUCACUAUCCUCUGCCAAGGCAGCAGAGCAACCGACACCUUCAGAAUCCCAACUCGCCCAGCGAACAGCAAAGGCCGCAGCUGCCCGUGAGGCAAUCCGACAACCUAUCCUUUUCUCCGCACCUCCUCAGACAUUCCAGAACGAACGACUUAAGAUAUCACAGGCUGCUGUAGAAACAGUAGCCGUAGAAACACCGAAGACGGAUCAAGUGAAAGCGACGACCGCGACAUCUCCGACAAUUUCUACCAAUGCAACUGAAGCUAAAGCUGAGAUUUCAGGGACAGCAGAGCCCGUUAAGGAAACAGCGAAGUCAAAAUUGGUUCUCUUUAAAGAAUCAAGCGAGGCUCUCGAGUCUAUUCUGGCACGAUCGCGAAGGGAUGGGAUGAGCAGUGCUGAUGCCAAGCGCUGCUCUAACAUUCUUCAGAAACUGUCAGAUGCUGGUAAAUUCCACGGACCGAGGGCAAAGGAAAUUAACGAUAUUCUGUUGAAGAUUUUGGCGCAGUCCAAGGACAAUGCCCCCCUCUCCAACCGUGUGCUAGAAGCGGCAUUGCGGCUGUCCAGGACACCAGAGCAUGUCCUGGGACCGUACCUGUCGGAAUCACUGCGUCAGACCGAUGGAAAGCAAACCAAACAGAUUGCCAGCUUCUUUGCAAAGAAUGUGUCGGCAUCGGUACAUCUGCCCAAAGUCUUCCGCCAUCUCGCCAUGACUCAGGUGAGCAGAGCAGACGCAUAUAGGCUCUUUGAGACCCUCCAGCAACCAGGCGUCUUCCAAAAAGACUCGGAAUAUCAAGUUCGAAGGCAAUUAAUCCUACAUGCUAAAAAGGAGCGAGACUUUGCUUGGAUUCUGGCCCAAAAACCCGCCGUUAUCAACACAAAACCCAAGAACACCGAGAUGGACAUUUCCCUCCAAACAGCCAUUACCGCCGCUCAGGCAUCCGCAGGAAAUAUCGAGUCUGUACGAAGCACAUCAUAUAAGUUAUUGAAGAGCGGAACUGCCCCUCCUACCGAAUUGAAGCAGCUUGUAAGCGAGGCAACGGAUUUACUCAUCAAAAACCAGUCUGCAGCACAGCUUGACCAGUGGCUUCGAAGCAUCACUCGGGAUUUUGGCCUGACUCUUGAACCAAGAUGGGCCAAGACUGUUUCUAAUGCCUACAUGUCAAACCCGGCCCUGGCAAUGGAGAACUGGUUCAGCUUCUGCAACGAGAAUGGUGUACCGACAUCACAAUUACCUCGUCUUCGACAGGAUGUUCUCAACCAACUCUCUUCCAAUGAUAGCCACACCACUUCCGCGGCUGCAUUGAUUGAUGCGGCUCACGCCCGCGGAGAGGAUGUAUCCGAGGCAUUGAGUUCACUACUGAUGGCCCAGUUGAAGGAGGGCCACGAUGCCAAGGACAUUUUGCAGCAAGCAUCCUGCCGAGGAGUCCGCGUACACGACAGCGUCUACAACAGCGCUGCACAGCAGCUUGCAACUCGAGGUGACUUUCGCGGUGCGGCUCGAGUGUGCAAGCUGGCAGCCAAGGAAAACGGCCACGGCCAGCUAGUGUACAGCGAGUACAACUUCUCCAACCUCGUGUACAUUUACACGGGAUCAGCACGCUACGAGGCGCUGCACUCGGUGCUCAACGAGUUCCGCAGCAGCGACCAGAUGCGCUGGCAGGGCAGCAAGAUCUGCAAAGAGAGUGUCAAGCUUGCCAUGAAGACAGUAGCGCAACGAGCCACUGUGCAAGGCGGCGAGGACAGCGAGCAUUACCAGGCGCUGCUGGAUCUUGAUGCCACACUGUGCCAUGUGCAGCAGUGCCGUCGGGCCAAUGCGGCCGCGCGAGCCAACAAGAGCUCCGACAAUCUUGUCCGAGUAGCCUUGCCUGCGGGCGAGUCAAAGCCCUGCAGCCUCGCAGCACAGAGCAAGAUAGGCUCGUACGAGACGGACCAAGUCUUACUAGCCAACGGCCUAUAGAGAAAGGAAAUGGAAUCAAAACCAGGGUACCUGUACAUGCAUAACAUAAUGGGGAAACAUGUGUAUAUCGGCGUUUUUAUCAUCAUGCCCAGCGAGGCGACUAUCAUAUUUUCUGUAUACCUUUUUUAUAUUAUUAUAUUGCUAUCAGUAGAACUAGAAAGGAUAUCCUAUUGACUCUUAUAUCUUUCACCAAGUUUUUAAGUUUACAUGUUGCGAUAGUAUCCCCGAUGCUGGCGCUCUAGCGUAGAUGCCCACGAUCGCCGCCCACUAACUAACUAGCCUUAGCGCCUCCUAUAGGUUGCAGCACACCAUCACCUUGCGCCAUGCACCGAUGCAGUUCCGAAUACGGUAAACGAAGAAAAGACAAAGCCACAGGGCUGCAGGUGCUGCAUAUAAGCGGCGGGCAGGAAAGCAGCAGCAAGGC
Molecule: messenger RNA, 2807 nt
Organism: [Torrubiella] hemipterigena
Lineage: Eukaryota; Fungi; Ascomycota; Sordariomycetes; Hypocreales; Clavicipitaceae
Source: the annotation of a GenBank genome assembly